Messenger RNA from Toxotes jaculatrix (banded archerfish), 2352 nucleotides. It is a transcript of the gene cyth4b, whose product is annotated as cytohesin 4b. The transcript has 13 exons. Gene Ontology annotation, molecular function: guanyl-nucleotide exchange factor activity. Gene Ontology annotation, biological process: regulation of ARF protein signal transduction. The record is from RefSeq and is a predicted model, not a curated record. NCBI's taxonomy places the organism in Eukaryota, Metazoa, Chordata, Actinopteri, Toxotidae. Bases 99 to 1292 code for a protein of 397 amino acids.
CUGGGACAGUGUGCGCAUCUUGACACCUUGACUUGACUAAGCUACAUUUAACUGUUUUGGUAUUGUGGCUUUUUUUUUUCCUUUGUUCUUGGAUAUAAAUGACUGAUUGCCAAAUGGUUUCCUCGGAUUUUACAGAAGAUGAGAAGAUGGAGAUUGAGGGCAUUAAGACGUACAAAAAAGACCUUCUGGAUGAUAUCCAGAAGUUAAAGAUGGAGAUAGACGUCGUGAUGGCGGAAAUACUCAGCUUUGAGUCUGCGGAAGAAAAUAAGACGAUAGAGAAGAGCAAGCGGUUCUCAAAUGGGAAAAAGAAAUUCAACAUGGACCCUAAAAAGGGUAUCAAUUACCUGGUGGAGAAUAAGCUGCUGGAUGGAAGUGCUCAGUCCAUCGCCGAGUUCCUCUACAAGGAGGAGGGACUCAACAAGACCGCAAUUGGAGAAUUUCUUGGAGAAAGGGAGGAGCUCCACCUCCAGACCCUGAAGGCCUUUGUGGAGCUGCACGAGUUCUCCGACCUCAACCUGGUCCAGGCCCUCAGACAGUUUCUGUGGAGUUUCCGUCUGCCCGGUGAAGCCCAAAAGAUCGACCGCAUGAUGGAGGCCUUCGCCACGCGCUACUGUGACUGCAACACUCACGUCUUCCAGUCGGCUGACACGUGCUACAUCCUGUCUUUUGCCAUAAUCAUGCUGAACACCAGCCUCCACAACCCCAACGUGAAGGACAAGACCACUCUGGAGCGCUUCAUCUCCAUGAACAGAGGCAUCAACAACGGAGAGGAUCUACCCAAUGAUCUGCUCUCGAAACUGUAUGAGAGCAUUCGAAACGAACCUUUCAAAAUCCCGGAAGACGAUGGGAAUGAUCUGACUCACACCUUCUUCAACCCUGACAGAGAAGGCUGGCUCCUCAAACUUGGAGGCCGAGUGAAGACGUGGAAGAGACGAUGGUUCAUCCUGACUGACAACUGCCUCUACUACUUUGAGUUCACCACAGAUAAAGAGCCCAGAGGCAUCAUACCUCUAGAGAACCUCUGUGUGAGAGAAGUGCCGUAUCCUCGCAAACCCUACUGUCUGGAGCUGUACAACCCCAACAGUCGAGGGCAGAAGAUCAAAGCGUGUAAAACAGAGACGGACGGCAGAGUGGUGGAGGGCAAACAUCAGUCCUACACCAUCUGUGCCGCCAGCGCCGAGGAGAGAGACUCCUGGAUUGAGGCCAUCAGAGCAAGUAUCACCAAAGAUCCAUUCUAUGACUUGGUCUCAGUCCGUAAGAAGAAGGUGAUCAACCAAGCGCCUCAGGACUGAGUUCUCCAGUGCGCCCCCCUUCCCCAUCCCCCAUGGAUGUUUAAGGUACUGCACCACAGCGGUAUUCUUUCCGCGCAUCAGUUGUAUUAAACUCUCUGCAACACAAAUGAGUAGGGACACCGGAGGACAGUGGACAGAAAGACACUGACAGAGGUCGUUUCUUAAAGAGCUAAAAGAGGGACUUCUCUUUCCACUUCUCUUUUUACAGACUGAGCUUAAACAAUGUCAAAGGAGAAAAAAAAAAAGAUUCAUUUUUGUUGCUGUCACUGUCAGUGUGACAAGCCACAGAGCGUCUGUCAGCAAAAUCGUCUUGGUGAAAACUCAGUCUUUGUCAAAACGUGUUGUGGAGUUUGUAUAUUUCUGUUUACAUAAGUUUUAAAAAGCGGCUGUGUAUUUACCGCACAUUUUCGUGUCCCCCGUCGUGAAGAGACUGGGCUUUAUUUGGCUGAUGUUUGCCUGCUCCGCGAGACUCGGUUUCUAGGGUCACGAAGACGAGUCAGGCAUGUGAUGCCUCAGCAGUUCCGUGAAUGCUAUAAAAAAGGCGAGAAGCACGCUCUUUCUCAGCUUCCUAACAGUUCUGCAAGGCUCAGAAAUGCACAUUGGCAAGUAAACAGCUCUGCCUCCGCUCAGCGGGUCAUUUUAAAUUGCAUUACAAACGUUUUGCUGGGCUCGGCGUUGAAGGUGCUUAUUUACGAAAAGCUUCAGUUUGUACAGAAAUAAUUUCAUGUAUUUUCAAGCAUUUGUUCUCUUUUCCAGUUGUUUUAAAAUUUGUGAUACUUUAUAUAUUGACAUAUGAUUUACUCUGAAACGUAGAAUCCAGCAUUUUUUUUAAUAUUUCACAAUUAAAGCACAGUGCAAUAAAUGCAAUAUGCAUUAUGUCUAUAUGAAUAAAUGCAAUCUGUACACUGUAAUAUUUUCAAAUCUUUUAGCUGUACCUGAUACUGUAAGUCAUUGUAACUACUGUAUACCAUACCUUGUGUGUGUGUGUGCCAUUUUAAGUAUUAUAUGUCGUGUUUUCAUGAAACAGUUAUUUAAUAAAAAGUACUCCUGUGUCUGUUGA